GGUCACAUGCUAGUCAAGCUGGAUCAGCUGACACCAGCCAGCUUCUCCUUUUGAUGCUCCCUCUCCUCCGUCGACCGAUAGGGCUUCUCGGCACAGCCUUUUCUUCGUUAUCUUAACGUUACUGGCGUCAAAUUUUAAAUUUGAGCCGAGCACAUCGCGCUGAUCCUGCAGGGCAGACCGCCGGGUAGAUGCUGCUAGAGUGCAUGAUGAACGGACACGCCAUUCUGUACACGGGGGUCACUUUGGCCUUCUGGAGCACCAUACUUAUCGUUGGUAUUUGCUAUACCAUAUUUGACCUUGGAUUCCGCUUUGAUGUGGCAUGGUUCCUGACAGAGACUUCUCCUUUCAUGUGGGCCAGUCUGGGCAUUGGCUUGGCCAUCUCUCUGUCUGUGGUGGGAGCAGCCUGGGGGAUCUACAUCACUGGCUCAAGCAUCAUUGGUGGUGGUGUCAAAGCCCCACGAAUCAAAACCAAGAAUUUGGUCAGCAUCAUCUUCUGCGAAGCUGUAGCUAUCUAUGGGAUCAUCAUGGCCAUUGUUAUCAGUAACAUGGCUGAGAGCUUCAAGGGAAACACCCCUGAGACCAUCGGGGCACGGAACUACCAAGCUGGUUACUCCAUGUUUGGAGCUGGUCUGACUGUAGGCUUUUCCAACCUCUUCUGUGGCAUCUGUGUCGGCAUCGUGGGCAGCGGAGCGGCGUUGGCAGACGCCCAGAACGCCAGCCUGUUCGUGAAGAUCCUCAUUGUAGAAAUCUUUGGCAGCGCAAUCGGCCUGUUUGGUGUUAUCGUAGCCAUUCUGCAGACGUCAAAAGUAAAGAUGGGUGACUAGAAGAUGCAUUCAGGCGCCGAGAAGAUAAAAAGACACUGCUGGAAAAUAAGAUGGAUUAUUGUGUAAAUACAUCGUAAAUUAUUUAAAUGUCUCUAUUUGCCUGGUAUUGGUUUUAACCGUCAUUCACACAAGAGUGGUACGCUCACACCCCUGCUGUCUUGUCUUGAGAGAAACAUGAAUGUGGAAUAAGAAAAAAGUAAAAAAAAAAAUCACCAGAUGUCGAUGUGUCAUGCGCAUUUUUUGCGCCUGAAAUAAAUGAGUGAACCUUGUAUCUAACAGCUCAGCUUGAUGAGCAGUACAAGCAGAAUAAAGAUGUGGUGAAGGAGUAUUAGUUUCUAGUAAAUUCCCUUCAGUUUAAAGGAUAUAUUCAUGCAAGUUGGGGCAUUUUCAUGACAUUGUUUUUUCUGACCACUCUUGGAUGAACGAUGAGUUAAAACGUACACGAGAGUAUUUGAAAAUAUUUGUGUGUGUGCGUGUGUGUGUGUGCGCUUGUGAUCUUUUUUUUCUCUGUUUUCUUUCUUCCUGUGAAAGCAUGAGGGUGUUUACCAUUGUGUUUAUAACUGUAGCCUGGUCUGUCUGGUCUGUGAUUUUUUUUUUUUUUGUCUCUGUAAGUGUUCUGUUCAAAUAAGCGAAUGGUCCUUAAUCCACAGGCUGUGGGCCGAACACAUUUGUCAGGCCUCCUGCUGUAGAAGUGACAGAGAAUCUUUGAAGUUUAAAUUAGAGUGCUGAUCUGUAAAUCAUUAGGAAGGGCACUAGACGGUUGGACACGCUCUUUGGGAGGCGGCUCUAAAUAUAUCAUCCUGUCAUUCACUUGCUUACUUCCUCCAAACGCUAUGGAACUAUGAUGUCUACGUUUGAAUGAGCCUCCUGAAGCUGCCAGCCACAUCUUCCUAGUUUUUCCCGGUUGUGAUCCUAAAUGGAUUUAAGCGUUUGCCAGAAGGCAGCCAAAAGGUUGUGAAUACACAGAUUACUUUUAGGAGACCGCAGUGUGACACGAGCAUGACACUGACUUUGAGGAAACCUUGUAGAAAACGUCUUGGGUCACUCUCCUCUUUAUUAAGUCACUAUUCGAUAGUAACUCAAUAGUAACUGUAAAUGAUUGCCGUAGCAUCGCCGUCAUAGCUCUGGAGGUCUUGAUUGCAGAUUUUGUAUAGCCUGGUCCUCUGACUUUGAUUUUACGUCAGUGUUAAAUCUAUUGGCUCCAUUACAUCAUAACCAAAAAUUGAACUUGCAGGUUUUAAAUAUUCUCCAUUCAUACAAGAGUUGCGUUUUUACAAAUCUUCCUUAUUUUUAAUUUGUUUUUUCUUGUUUUGAAUGUACAUCUUAACUCGAUUGUGUCUGCAUUCGCAAAUUACUUUCUAACAUUCCUAACAGAAGUUCAAUGUGUGUAUUUAAGCUUAGUCUUGUGUUUGGCGGGAGUGCAGUGUGAGUGACAAAGUUAGACUCGCGCCACAUCAUAUCAUCAAAUAUUUGUCAUUAGAACAUGUGCUUCUUAUCAGCCAGUCUCUGUGUGGCAUUUCAGCUGUUCCCUGUUAAUGCUGACGAGUAAAUCCUGGGAUCUUUCUGUGAAGCUUUGGCUGCAGGCUGACAGGAGAGCUGACAGUGUGAGUGUGCAAAAAGAGUGCAAAAAUGUUCGUACUGUAACACACUUUUCGUUCUUUAUCCAUCAUUCCACAAGUUAAGCUGACAGACCACGGCUAAUUGUGAAGUCUUUCCCUGUAAUUUUCCCUCCAACCCUCUUGUGGAGUUGUGAAUGAGUAUAAACACUGAAUCUCUACAUGUGGAAACUGGAUUGUCUUUAAUAUAUCCAGACCUGGCCUCCCCAAAGGUGUCUAAGCAGCGAGUUUGGUCUCUGCCCUUUCCGAUGGUUUUAUAAUUAAACCAAGAUGUAACUCGGGAGAUUCCUUUGGUAAACCAGGUUCUGAACCAAAAACCCCCGGGCUUUCAGUGGCUGUAGUCGGUACCGUGUGUGCAUUAUGUUGAUGUGAUGGUGAUCAGAGAAUAGCUAAUUGUUUUUGACAUUGUGUAUAAUAAGAAUAAUAAUAACAACAAAAUACAGAUCAUCCUUCUGGCUUCAUAAAUGUCCUUGAGAAAAAUAAAAUGGUUCAAUCAACA
Messenger RNA from Acanthopagrus latus (yellowfin seabream), 2939 nucleotides. It is a transcript of the gene atp6v0b, whose product is annotated as ATPase H+ transporting V0 subunit b. The record is from RefSeq and is a predicted model, not a curated record. Gene Ontology annotation, cellular component: proton-transporting V-type ATPase, V0 domain. NCBI's taxonomy places the organism in Eukaryota, Metazoa, Chordata, Actinopteri, Spariformes, Sparidae. Gene Ontology annotation, biological process: proton transmembrane transport. The coding region runs from base 189 to 824 and encodes 211 amino acids. The transcript has 8 exons. Gene Ontology annotation, molecular function: proton-transporting ATPase activity, rotational mechanism.